ACUGGAUACAAUAUGCAGGCAAGACUACUAAUCCGGAUCAUGGAACGUAAAUGAAUGGAGACUAAAACAGUUAUGAAACCAGAGUUAAAUAUUUAACAAAAAUAUAUAUUUGGAGAAGACAGGCAGCGUGAGUGUUUGAGAUGGAUUGGCCAGGUAACUCCGAGGUUAAGCUUUGGAAAAGGAAUAUAGAUACAUGAUAGCUUUCUGGAAUCAGUUGCGAGGCGAUUUUAACCAGCAACAGAUGCUAUAAACUACGUUCACAGAUCAACUCCGCUUAGGAAUAACUACCAAGGAGAACCGUUUUUAUUCAAGAAACAAUUUCAUAAAGGCUACUGAACAACACUGGAAUGUGAAAAACGCCUAGACUGGAUUUAUUUGAGAUUUAAAAAGAGUUUAAAAGGACAACUGUACCAGUAUCUCUAAAAGUUUUUUUUAUGUGGAUAUUAUAAAAACCCUCAAACAUGGGGAAUCUAGAAAGUGUGGACGGGCAGUCUGAAAUAAAACACCAUAUAAUGCCAUUAAAAGUUCCAAUGCCUGAUCCAGCGGAGCUUGAAGAACGGUUUGCUAUAGUUUUGAACUCUAUGAAUUUACCCCCAGACAAAGCUCGACUCCUCCGUCAGUACGACAACGAGAAGAAGUGGGACCUCAUCUGUGACCAGGAGCGUUUCCAAGUGAAGAAUCCACCACACACAUAUAUUCAAAAGCUGAGAGGCUUUUUAGACCCGGGAGUCACACGUAAGAAAUUCCGCAGGCGGGUUCAAGAAUCCACUAAAGUUCUAAGGGAACUGGAGAUAUCGCUGAGGACCAAUCACAUUGGGUGGGUGCGGGAGUUCCUGAAUGAUGAGAACCGAGGGCUGGACAUUCUGGUGGAGUAUCUCUCCUUUGCCCAAUGUGCUGUCAUGUUGGAUUUUGUGGGGCUGGAGAAUGGGCAGGAUAGCUCGCUGGACAAGGCGAAGUUGUGGAGCAGGUCCAUCGAGGAUCUGCACCAGAACGGUUUCAGCACACUGGCGCGCUCUGUGCGCCACUCCAUCCCUCGCUAUGGUUCUGUAGCAAACAGCAAAACCAUCAAGAACUCGCGCCUCGUGAGUCAGAAGGAUGAUGUGCAUGUAUGCAUCAUGUGCUUGAGAGCAAUCAUGAAUUACCAGUAUGGUUUCAACAUGGUCAUGUCCCAUCCACACGCAGUCAAUGAAAUCGCACUGAGUCUGAACAAUAAGAAUUCUCGGACAAAAGCCCUGGUGCUGGAGCUGCUGGCUGCUGUUUGUCUGGUGCGAGGGGGCCAUGAGAUCAUCCUCUCAGCGUUUGAUAACUUCAAAGAGGUGUGCAAGGAAAAGCAUCGCUUUGAGAAACUGAUGGACUACUUCCGCUGUGAAGAGGGAAACAUUGAUUUCAUGGUGGCCUGCAUGCAAUUCAUCAACAUUGUGGUCCAUUCUGUGGAGGACAUGAAUUUCCGUGUGCAUUUGCAGUAUGAAUUCACAAAACUUGGCCUGGAUGAUUUCCUAGAGAAAUCCAAGCAUACAGAGAGCGAUAAGCUGUCGGUGCAGAUUCAGGCCUACCUAGACAAUGUGUUUGACGUCGGGGGACUGUUGGAGGAUGCAGAGACUAAGAAUGUGGCGCUGGAGAAAGUAGAGGAGCUGGAGGAGCAUCUGUCUCAUGUCACGGAGAAGCUUCUAGAUGUUGAGAAUGAGACGGUGAUGAAAGUUGCAGAGCUGGAGAAGCAGCUACUGCAGAAAGACAAGGAUCUGGCAGCCAUUAAGGAGACAUAUGAGUCAACGAGCUCACAAGUGCACACACUCCGGAGAAUGAUCCAGGAGAAGGACGCCGCCUUCCAGCGGCACACCAACAUCGAGAAGCGUUUGCUGGAACUGGAGCAGCAGGGCACCAUCCGACUGCGCAAACAACCCGACGGAGACAUCGCUAUCGAGACCCCAGGAGGAAGCGUAGGCGGCCCUGGCAGGCCCAUGGGCGGUGCUGCUCUUGGAGAAGCUGGCUUGGGGAACACCAGCAUGGCUGGGAGUGGAGGCUUGGGCAUAGUCUCACCUGCUACCAUAGAAAUGCCCGCUCCGCCUCCUCCACCUCCUCCUCCACCACCGGCUCCACCCCUGCCCCCUGCUACACGAGACUGUCCACCUCCACCACCCUUGGCUCCUCCGCUUUCUGACAUGUCCCCGUCGGUCAUCCUCAGUGUUGGCCUAUCAGCAAUCCGUAUUAAGAAGCCCAUCAAGACCAAGUUUCGGUUGCCUGUGUUCAACUGGACAGCACUUAAACCCAACCAGAUCAAUGGCACUGUCUUCAAUGAGCUCGAUGAUGAGCGAGUGCUUGAGGAGCUGGACAUGGAGAAGUUUGAGGAACUCUUCAAGACUAGAGCUCAGGGUGCCAUGGUGGAUCUGUCCUGCACAAAGAGCAAAGCCUCUAUUAAGGUUGCUAACAAAGUUCAGCUGCUGGAUGCAAACCGCUCCAAGAACCUGGCUAUUACCCUGCGCAAGGCCAGCAAGAGCACAGAGGAGAUCUGCAAAGCUAUCCAGACGUUUGACCUGAAGGCCCUGCCGGUGGACUUUGUGGAGUGCCUGAUGCGUUUCCUGCCCACGGAGGCGGAGAGCAAGCUCUUGCGACAGUACGAGCGGGAGAGGCGGCCCCUGGAGCAGCUGGCCGAGGAGGACCGCUUCAUGCUCCUCUUUAGCAAGAUUGAGCGGCUCACGCAGAGGAUGAGCAUCAUCACCUUCGUCGGGAACUUCGCCGACAACAUCUCUAUGCUGACCCCGCAACUCAAUGCUGUCAUUGCCGCGUCAGCCUCGGUGAAGUCCUCCCCAAAGCUAAAAAGAUUGCUCGAGAUCAUUUUGGCACUGGGAAACUACAUGAACAGCAGUAAAAGAGGAUGCGUUUAUGGAUUCAAACUUCAGAGUUUGGAUCUGCUGUUGGACACCAAGUCUACUGACCGCAAGAUGACGUUGCUUCACUACAUCGCCCUGAUAGUAAAGGAGAAGUACCCGGAGCUCACCAACUUCUACAACGAGUUGCACUUUGUAGACAAAGCUGCUGCUGUCUCUCUGGAGAACGUGUUGCUGGACAUUAAGGAAUUGGGCAAAAGCAUGGAGCUGAUCAGGAGAGAGUGUAGUCUGCAUGACCACGCUGUCCUCAAGGGCUUCCUACAGACCAGUGACCCUCAGCUGGAAAAGCUGCAGAAAGACGCCAAGACUGCCGAGGAGGCCUUCAGCGCGGUGGUGAUGUACUUUGGCGAGAGUCCCAAGACCACUCCUCCAUCCGUCUUUUUCCCUGUGUUUGUGCGCUUCAUCAAGGCCUACAAGGAUGCUGUUGAGGAGAACGAACAGAGGAAGAAGCAAGAGGAAGCCAUGCGGGUGAAAUUGCUUGCUCAGGAGGCCAAACAGCAUGAGCCCAAGGUACAGGCCCAGAAGAAGAGGCAACAGCAGCAUGAACUCAUAGCUGAGCUGAGACGCAGACAGGCCAAAGACCACCGGCCUGUCUAUGAGGGCAAGGAUGGUGCAAUCGAAGACAUCAUCACAGCGCUGAAGAGUGUGCCCUUCACGGCCCGCACGGCCAAGCGUGGCUCGCGCUUCUUCUGCGACACCAACCUGUACGACGAGUCCAACUGCUAGCCCCCCUUCGAUCUCCCUCCCAAAAAUGAGUCUCACUGACACAGAUCUCCGAAGCCAGCCCUUCCUGCGAGCUGACGCGGUGAUCCGGAAUGGGUGGAAGCGACCCUAAAGACUACUCCCACCCUCACCCUCUCCCAGUCUCCCCGCUUGCCUCCGAUGUGGCGCCUCCCUGCGACUUACAGUGACUGAGUGUAGGCUGGGACCAAACCAAACAUUUUAAGGUGCAGGGGAGUCCUUAUUUAUUCACGGAAAUUAUUUUUUGGGUGCUACACUGGACGCUCUCUCUCAACAAAAGUAUAAAAGCCCAGACGGUGAUGUGCCACCUUUUCCUCAGGCAUGCACAAGAACACGACACACACACACCCACACACACACAAUCCCAAAUAGCAUCUGUGUGCUGGAGCAUCGGGAAAAGGAAGAAGGCACUUACUGAAGAGCUGAGAGGAAGACGAGCUGCCGUCACACGCGUGACCUUCAUGACCCUGAAGAGCCUGCCAGCACCCUCUGUUAACAUGGGGCUUCCUCACACUGAGCAACCACACAGAAGAACUCUUACCGAGGGAGACGCAGCGUCAAGACCUUGACGCGUAGUGCCAGCCACUCCAACAAGAGCUUUUAUUUCCUUUCAUUUCUCUAUAGAUAACUACAUAGCCACAUGAUUAUUGAGUGUUUGGGGAUACCGAUUGUGAAAAGCUAGUCAGACCAAACCUCUUGCUUCAUCGUUUGGAAGUAUCUUUUUAUUGAGACAGUAUUAUUUGCUUAAAUAUUUAGCCAAUGUAAAUGCAAUGUUUUUUAUAUCUUUUUUUGUGUGUGUUGGGGAUAUAAAAUCCACUUAAAAUCUGUAAAUAGACAAUUAUCCAAAAUUGCAGUGCUUUGUAAGAAUAACUUUAUUCUACACGUCAUUGCUGUUCAGGCCAUUAUAUUGUAAUAGGUGUCUAGUUUUCUAUGUGCCUUGUAUUUACAGUGCUCUGUAAACUGUUGACUGCUAACAUUUCAUAUUAAGCCGACGUGAGUUCUAGCCGACUGUACAUAUACCAUUUUAAUGACUCAAUAUUUGCAUAACCUGUCUUUGAUGAACACGCUCCUGAAUUAACCGAGACUCAGCCAGGUGACAGAGGCUAUUUACAGACAUACACAGGUGCAUGGGGGCAUUUCUUAAAUGAAUAUGAAAAUAUAUACACAUGUAAAUGGGUAGGUAGCAAAAUGGAGAAUACAUCAAAGUAAUUGGUCAAAUGCUAUAUUCACUAUACAGUUGAUUAAAAAUUAGCUCUGAUCCCUCUCAAUGUCUUCUGUUAAGGAGGUGAAGGAAAAAGGUCUGACUAUUGUAUACUUUUAUAUUUGGAGCCCUGCUGGGUUCUGUCGAGUGAUUUGCCUUGCACUAGCCUUCAAAAAGCCAUGAUGGUGCUAGUGAGACUAUGCACCAUUGGAUUACACAAACGGACACGUCACUGUAACAGCACACUACAUAUCACCUUUAUGUUCUAGAAGGAAAAUGUUUGUGUACAACACUAGGCUUUUUGCUAUUUUUAUAUAUUCCCUCAAAUGGUGUACAUUGUUUUACAGAAAUGAAUAUUGUAUGAGGAUGACGGUGUUGUGUCAAGGUAACGGCCACUCAAUGAAAUACUGCACCAGUGUCCUGGUCGUUCCAUUUGUGAAAAGAAGCACAAAUAAAAUUUUAACGUUCCAGAUUGCAA
Molecule: messenger RNA, 5305 nt
Organism: Electrophorus electricus (electric eel)
Lineage: Eukaryota; Metazoa; Chordata; Actinopteri; Gymnotiformes; Gymnotidae
Gene: fmnl3
Product: formin-like 3
Biological process (GO): cortical actin cytoskeleton organization; cell migration; regulation of cell shape
Cellular component (GO): cytosol
Molecular function (GO): small GTPase binding; actin filament binding
Source: RefSeq, a predicted model, not a curated record